Molecule: messenger RNA, 4728 nt
Organism: Fundulus heteroclitus (mummichog)
Lineage: Eukaryota; Metazoa; Chordata; Actinopteri; Cyprinodontiformes; Fundulidae
Gene: itga4
Product: integrin alpha 4
Exons: 29
Coding region: 364-3447 (1027 amino acids)
Biological process (GO): integrin-mediated signaling pathway; cell-matrix adhesion; cell adhesion mediated by integrin
Cellular component (GO): external side of plasma membrane; integrin complex
Molecular function (GO): integrin binding
Source: RefSeq, a predicted model, not a curated record
UGCUGGAGGAAACGCCGCUCCACACAUGGAGACGGAGGAAGGGUCUCAGACACCUCUCAGUCUCAUUGAAACUCCGCUGAAACUCGCGUCUCUCGGGGUUCUUCUCUGUAGCCUGUCAUUGAUGUUUGAAGCUUUUUUCUUCGGGAUUUCUUUCUCCUUCUAUAAUAUCUCUGAACCUCGUGCGCUGCCGCGAGCCGCAAAGGGAGGUUUCACCAACAAGUCACAGCCGCGAGCCAGAGGAGUUUGACGGACUCCUAUUAAAGAAACAGUUUGUCUCGCUUUUUUUUUUUCCUUUUUUUUUUGCAAGAAUCAUUCUGACCCGGGAUUAAAGGCUCUCCGCUUUCUGAGUGGUCGUCCGCUAACAUGUACCCAUCAGGGGACACAGUGGGUGUCCUCUUUUGCCUGGCUCCAGUCCUGGUUCAGGUUCUGGUUCUGGUCUGUCCUGGUGCAGGUUACAAUCUGGAUCAGGAGCACAGUCUGGUGUUCAACGGCCCCAACUCUUCAAUGUUUGGAUACUCCGUGCUGCUGCAUCGCCACCACAGUCACAAAUGGCUGGUGGUCGGCGCUCCAGUGGCUAGCAUCCCCAGUUCACUGGUUGAAUCUCCUGGAGCGGUUUAUCAUUGCAAAAUCACCGCAAAGUCACCACACAAUUGCGUCCUUAUGCCUGCUGAAGUUUAUAGCUGUGGGAAGACCUGCGAACCUGAGCGGGAUCACCAGUGGCUGGGCGUCAGUCUGUCCAGACAACCCGGAAGAGACGGACGCAUCCUGGCAUGUGCUCACCGCUGGACCAAUGUGUACUACUCAAGGAAAGACCACCAAAGCAACAAGCUUCCUCACGGGGUCUGUUAUCUCUAUGAGAGUGACCUGAAGUCCUACAAGCCCUACUUACCCUGUUACAAAGACUACCAGAGGAAGUUCGGUGAGGAUUAUGCAUCAUGUCAGGCGGGCAUUUCCAAUUUUCUGACACAGGAUCUGAUCAUCAUGGGAGCACCAGGAACGUUUUAUUGGAAAGGCUCAGUUCUGGUGCAGAACAUCACCAGCAGAAGGCUCUCUGUGUAUUUGGAUGAGAAUGGAGUUGUCAACUAUGGAAGCUACCUCGGUUAUGCCGUCGGAGCCGGUCACUUCCAGAGUCCCUCGUCCUUGGAGGUGGUGGGGGGAGCUCCACAGCACCAUCAGAGGGGCAAGGUCAUCAUCAUCUCAGUAGAGAACAACCAAAUGUUGGAUGUGGUUUCAGAAAUUACUGGAAAUGAAAUGGGAUCUUUUUUUGGCUCCAGUGUUUGUGUGGUGGACCUGAAUGCUGAUGGUUUGUCAGACCUGCUAGUUGGUGCUCCCAUGGCCACGGGGACCUACAGGGAGGAAGGAAGGGUGUAUGUGUAUAUCAAUGAGGGACAGGCGAAGCUUAAAGAGGCGGAGUUUCAGCUGACUGGCAGCAAUGCUUACGCGGCACGGUUCGGACAGACCAUCGCUGACCUUGGAGACCUGGAUGACGAUGGCUAUCCAGACGUGGCCGUUGGUGCUCCACAGGAAGACGACCUCAAAGGAGCCGUCUACAUCUACAAUGGCAGGAAGGAGGGUAUUUCACCAUCACCAUCACAGAGGAUUACAGGAUCCUCCUUGGGUCGUGACCUGAGGAUGUUCGGACAAUCACUGAACUCUGGGAUUGACAUUGAUGACAAUGGCUACCAGGAUGUGGCAGUGGGAGCAUUCCUCUCAGACUCAGCUGUGGUUCUCAGGACCCGACCAGUGAUUCAACUACAAGCGUCUCUGAUUCUGCCUGAGCAGCUUGACCAGCGGGUGGCGCUAUGUCAAGAUCACAGGACUCAAACUGCCUGCUUCAACGUUACAGUCUGCUUCAGUUUCAUGUCUAAACACUUCAGAGGGGCAAUAGAACUCCAGUAUAAUUUGACCACUGACCUCCUCCAUAAACCAUCGUUCCCUCACCGUUUCUAUUUCCAUGGUAACGGAUCAUCGAACAGCACGAGGGGUCAUGUGAAGGCUCAACACGGCCAACCCACCUGUGCAACACAUGUGGCGUACCAAAGGAAAGAUGUUAAAGACAUUUAUACUCCAGUUCAGUUUGAAGUUUCCUAUGGCCUCAGAGAAAAAAGCAGCCACAGGGGCUCUUCCAGAACCUUCCCUCCAUUAAAACCCAUUCUCCAGCAGAGCGCAGGACAUCGUCACACCAUCACCAACCAGACUCAGUUCGCACGCUCCUGCUCUCUGAAAAACUGUUCGACCGACAUGCAGCUGUCAAGUGAACUGGUGCUGCCGCAGCAGCAGACGUUUUUUGCUCUGGGCUCGGGACAAAUCGUCCUGAAAGUCUUGGUGGUGAACUCCGGAGAUGAAGCCUUCCUGCCACGCGUGACCGUGAGGUUCCCAAACAACAUCCACUACAUCAAAGUGCUGUAUAACCAGGACAACACGAUUAGCUGUGACGUCACGGAGGAGGUGAACACUACAGACGUGAGCGUCGACUGCAGCAUCACCGGCCUCGUCCUCCCAGCCCUCGCUCAGAUGAAUCUGAGUUUUCUGCUGGAUGUCAAUCAGAACAGCACGCCUGGCGACGUUCACAUCAAGAUCAACACGAGCAGCGAUAACUACGAGAAUGAGGAGUUUCUCCACGAUAACAGCAUGACGCUCGUUCUCCCUCUGAAAUAUGCCGUCGGUGUCAACAUCCACGGUUUCGUGAGUCCAACGUCUUUCGUGUUUGGAGACGAGGACCUGAUUCCAGCUGAUUGCUACCCUGAAAAAUUCAACUACACAUACAAGGUGUUGAACUCUGGUCCCAGCAGGGCAAUAAACACCGUGGUGCAGAUCGCACUGCCAAAGAUCCUCGCGCCUUACCGACACAGACUGCUGCAGGUCACCGACUGGAAGUCAUCUCAUGGUUCGUGCUCCAUAAGUGACAAAACGGUGUCGGUCAUCGACGACUGCGACGUUCCUCAAGCUUCGUUCAUCAACCAGCUCAUUUUCUUCUUCUCGUCCACCACCACCCGCACAAUGUUCUGUGGCUACAGAGAUGAUCUGUGUGAGCGCCUGGAGUGUCGCCUCGGUAACCUGGAUGCAGGGAGGGAUGCUACCAUCCAGCUGGAGAUCGCCCUGAACCCUGCUGUGCUGUUGCAAGCACCGGGCCGUCACGCUGUCAUGACGCUGGAGAGCACAGCAAUUAUGUCAUCUCCCAGAGAAGAUCCUCACACCGUCCUAAUAAAGGAUCUACCUGUUGCACAGGUGGUGGUGGAAGCUGUUUUUACCCACAAACCCUCAGCGGUGGUGAAGAUUUUCAUCAUCGUCGUCAGUUUAGUUUUGGGACUGAUCAUCCUGGCAGCGCUCAUCUGGUGUUUAUGGAAGGCCGGCUUCUUUAAGAGAAGCUUCAAGAAGGAGGAGGAGCUAAACAGAGACAGCUGGGACUACGUUCCCAAACUAAACAACAGGGAGAGCUCUACUUAACCUCGGCUGCUGACUCUCUCCAGGACUUUGCAACAAUGCAGGAUGAGGAAGAAAGCAUCCUGAACUGAAAUACCAAAUGUGUCUUCACAAAGGACAGACGAGCCUAAGGUCUUGAAAAAGACCACAGCACUGGAUGGUUGGUUGUAUGGAUGGACGGAUGGAUAGACGGAUGAAUGUAUGUAUGGAUGGAUGGACAGAGAACUAAAACAGUCAAACCUUUGCCAAGAUGAAGGCAACGAGGCUUCCUGUGCUGUGGAUCAACACUGAAGAGGAACCGCACCCAAAGAAGUGACUUUCUGGUGAUCUCAGGGGAUGGAAACCUCACUUCUGAUUGGUUCAAACCUUUGGAAUAAGUUCCUUCAUUUCGCUGACCUGCUGAUCAGCAGAGACAGAGCAGAGACUUCACAGGUUGUCUUACGUCAUCCAACAGUUGCCGUUGAUGCUGGACUGGGGUCCAGGCAUCAAAAGGCAACGGGCUGCAGAAACGUGCAGGAAAAGGGAAUUAAUACAACUUGUGUGUUCUGAAAUGGGGACACAGGUGAAUGCUGGGAAAUGGGAUCCAAUGCUGUGUUUUGCUGUUUUUUUCCCCCCCUGCUGUCACUGGUCUGUUUGUGUCUGCUCCUUUUGGCUGAAUCUCAUGCCACCUCUAGAUUACAAAAGACGUGUCCACACAUAUUUGCAUUGGUCACCAGGAACAAGAAAGAACUAAUCAUGCAGCAAAAUCUUGAUGUCUAAAAAUAAAUAAAGUAGCUAGCUCUUCCCAUAGUAUAGAAAUCAAAGAGCUGCAGAUACUUUGGAAGAUGGUGCUAAGAGAUCACAGCGGGUAGAAUGUCUUUAUUUUUAAGAAGCCUUUAUUAGAAACAAUGAGGAUCUAGCCAUAUGACACAGAUUUUAUUAACUUAAUUUAAUUUAUGUAGUUAUUUACAAGUUACAGUGUGCUGAAAUUAAAUGAAUCUGCAGUGUGCAAAAGAUUGAAGCGAAUCUCCCCCGGACUACGCCAAAGGAAUAAACAUCUACUUGAAAGAGGCUUUUAAAAAAGGUGAAACAUGUUUAAAGCAUUGUUUUAACUGCUUGUAUUCUGUGAACGCAACCUGUUAAAGCAAGCGCGUCCCUCGCCGUUUACAUGUCCUACAAACACACAUCAUGCAGGUGAUUGAAUGUUUUAUUGCAUUUUUUAUUUUGUUACCUUUUAGGAAAGUUUGUUCUGCACUGGAGCGUCUCACUGCUUUUUAUCAAUACUCCUUUAUUAAAAUAAAAGAUUUUUUUUUAUUAUUAUUUAAA